AUUAAAAUUUGCAGUUAAAUGAAUGAUGCAUCAUAAACAGGAAUAGCCUCUUUAGUUACUUAUAUAUAUAUAUUGCACAGGAAGGAAUAAAUAAUUUAAAGAGAAACAAUUAACAUGAUGUUAGUUGACACUUUUAAAAUAGCCGUUUGAAGCACAAUUUUGUAUCUUCGUGCCAUAGUUUGACAUACGUAUCUCACUGAAGCUAGGAAUGCCUAAGCAUGGAUAUAAACCCAAGACAAUUCAUAAUAAAACCACUCGAAACUUAACACGUACUCCAAAUAUCUCAAAUACAAGCUACGCUGCUAGUACCCCUAGAGCUGCGAUGAGAACAGUUGUUACUAAAGUACCAAAGAAACCUAGACCUCAAAAUAAUGAGAGUACGACAAACACUCAAACAGUUUCUACUGGAAAUGGUAAUGCUAAUAGAAUCAAUGAUAAUAAUGGUAAUAAUAACGUGAAUAGUAAUGGUAAUGGUAAUAAUAAUGUAUCCACUGCACCUAGUCAGCCAGAACGGAAUGUGGGCGAUACUACAAAAACCCGGAGGCCAAAGUCUAUACUUAAAAAGGAAAACUCUCCUCGAACUAAUAAACAUGUAACAUUUUCGGUCUCCGUUAGAACACACAACAGUCAUGGCACAGAAUAAUAAUGGUAAUGACAACACAUAAAAAAGUAUGAGUUUCUUGCUAGAAAGUAAAUUGAAGAAUUUGAAAAAAAAAAAGAAUUUCAACUUCAGCAAUAAAAAAAAAAAAA
Teleopsis dalmanni is the source of this 750-nucleotide messenger RNA. RefSeq lists its product as uncharacterized. The record is from RefSeq and is a predicted model, not a curated record. Bases 209 to 643 code for a protein of 144 amino acids. NCBI's taxonomy places the organism in Eukaryota, Metazoa, Arthropoda, Insecta, Diptera, Diopsidae. The transcript has 3 exons.